CCUGGCUGAGGCGAGACUUGUUUUUCUCCCGCUCGAAUAGCAAAUUGCCUCAGAAAGGUUUUCUGGCGGCGACGACGACGAAGCAGCAAAGUUCUCAGUCUGAAGACAUCUAAUCUAAAUAUGGUACCUUCUGUAAGAAAGCAUUCUGGGAAAUCUGGGAAACAAUCAGUGGAGGAUCAGCUUGUAAGAGCCUUUGACUUUGAGAAAGAAGAUAAAGAUCUGAGUGGUUCAGAGGAGGAUGUUGCUGAAGGAAAGACCCCAGCAAUUGAUAAGCAUGGGAAGAAAAGGCCUUCUGCAGGAAUAGUUGAAGAUAUGGGGGGUGAAGUACAGAACAUGCUGGAAAAAUUUGGAGCUGACAUUAACAAAGCUCUUCUUGCCAAGAGAAAAAGAUUAGAAAUGUAUACCAAGGCUUCUUUCAAAACCAGUAACCAGAAAAUUGAACAUGUUUGGAAAACACAGCAGGAGCAAAGACAGAAGCUUAACCAAGAAUAUUCUCAGCAAUUUAUGACUCUGUUUCAGCAGUGGGAUAUAGAUUUGCAGAAAGCUGAGGAACAAGAAGAAAAACUAGCUAAUAUGUUUCGACAACAACAAAAGGUUUUUCAACAAUCUAGAAUUGUUCAGAAUCAGAGACUGAAAACAAUUAGACAACUAUAUGAGCAGUUCAUAAAGAGCUUGGAGGACUUGGAGAAGAAUCAUGAUAAUCUACUUACUGGUACACAAAGUGAACUUAAAAAAGAAAUGGCUAUGUUGCAAAAAAAAAUUAUGAUGGAAACUGUAAGUCAAUAUAUUUCAAAUUGAAAAAAUAAGGGUUGGUGUAAGCACUGAAAUAUUUUAUUUGCUGAAAUUGUAUAACACUUAACUAAAAAUUAAACAAAUGUUUAAUAUCUCCUUUCAUGAAACAGCAGCAGCAAGAGAUGGCAAGUGUUCGAAAGUCUCUUCAGUCCAUGUUAUUCUGAUGACUCUUUGAAGAAAGAACUUGAACCUAAGUAAUAUGAUACAAUUAUAACAUUAGCUAAAAGUCAUGUAAGUCUUUAGAGUAGUUCAGAAAUUCAAGUUUAAAUUAAAACAAGUUUAAUCAGUAGCUUAUUUAAGUGUAAGUCCUCCCUUCCUGCAAACUUCCAAAAAAAUUGCAACAGUUAUGUGAAGUACCAGCUAUUCCUAAAUUAUAUGUAUCAAGCUUUCAGCUCUGAAGUUGUAAUUGUGAAUUUUUCUAUCACUUUUAUUAGUAUUAAUAAAGAUACUGAAUUUA
Messenger RNA from Marmota monax (woodchuck), 1249 nucleotides. It is a transcript of the gene Sycp3, whose product is annotated as synaptonemal complex protein 3. The transcript is spliced from 8 exons. Gene Ontology annotation, biological process: meiotic cell cycle; spermatid development. Lineage: Eukaryota; Metazoa; Chordata; Mammalia; Rodentia; Sciuridae. The record is from RefSeq and is a predicted model, not a curated record. Gene Ontology annotation, cellular component: synaptonemal complex. Bases 121 to 798 code for a protein of 225 amino acids.